Molecule: messenger RNA, 1522 nt
Organism: Sceloporus undulatus (fence lizard)
Lineage: Eukaryota; Metazoa; Chordata; Lepidosauria; Squamata; Phrynosomatidae
Gene: SNAI3
Product: snail family transcriptional repressor 3
Exons: 3
Coding region: 45-938 (297 amino acids)
Biological process (GO): regulation of DNA-templated transcription
Molecular function (GO): RNA polymerase II cis-regulatory region sequence-specific DNA binding; DNA-binding transcription factor activity, RNA polymerase II-specific
Source: RefSeq, a predicted model, not a curated record
UCCUGCCUUUGGGGCUGCAUCUUCUCCUGCUCUUCUUCCUUGCCAUGCCUCGCUCCUUCUUGGUCAAGAAGCCUUCCUCCAGCACCCGCCGGGUGCCCAACUAUGGCCAGCUGGAGAGCCAGCACCAAGAAUCCAAUGGAUCCUGGAAGCAGGUGGCAUUCCCUCUCCUCAUUCAGGACACCUUGGCAUGCCCGGCGGCAGCACCCUACGAAGCCGAGAGUCUAUGGGAACGCGGCUCCAUCGUCGCUUGCCUCUCUCCUCCUCUUCCUCAGAGCAUUGAGACCAAGAGUGAACCCAUUUCAGGACCCCAAGUCGGCAUCGUGGAGGGCACCGAAGGCAGCCGCUUUGUGGCUACCCCUCUCCGAGACAACCAGAACAACCUCAACCUCCCUCCUCCGUUCAGCCUGCCCCACCGGAGGACUCCCAACCUGGGCAGCCUGGCAGAAGGAGAAGGGAGUAUAUUGCUGGGGGAACCAGGCAUGGCCGCCGAACCUCGGGGACCCUUUGAAUGUUCGGACUGCUGCAAGGCCUAUGGCACAGCUUCGGGUCUGUCGCGGCACAGGCAGCAGCGCUGCAAGGUGCAGGCGGUGGCCAGGAAAUAUUUCACCUGCAAGUACUGUGACAAGGAAUAUGCCAGUUUAGGUGCCCUGAAGAUGCACAUCCGUACCCACACACUGCCCUGCAUUUGCAAAAUCUGCGGCAAAGCCUUCUCCCGGCCCUGGUUGUUGCAGGGCCACAUCCGGACGCACACAGGAGAGAAGCCCUAUGCCUGCUCCCUUUGCAACCGCGCUUUCGCCGACCGCUCCAACCUCCGCGCCCAUUUGCAGACCCAUUCCGAAGUCAAGAAGUACCAAUGCCACUCCUGUCUGAAGACCUUUUCCCGGAUGUCUCUCCUCUUGCGGCACGAAGAGGCGUCCUGCUGUCCUGCUGCGACCUGAUGCAGCUUUACGAUCCUCUGCAACCGUUUUGGAGGGCUAAGAAAAGAGACUUGGAAGGCUGAAGAAAUGCACCACAAAGCACUAAGAUUGGAAAGGCAUCCUAGAGCAAAAACAUUGGACCUCUAUGGACUGACCCCUUAUUCCAAAGAACGCUUGACUUCCUAACCGGUCCCAAGAGCUCAGUCCUUCCCAAACUGAAAACAGAUUGCUCUGCGGCCCAAUUAUUUUGUGCAAUAAUUUUACAAUUCUGGGAUGCUGGUUGGUUUUGAAAUCCUCAUGCGCUGAAUUCUUCUCCAAAACUUUUAUCUAUCUUGCAUUCUGGAUGCGAUGAUCCACCAAAACUGUGCACCUUGUACCCAAGCGAAAGCGUUUCCUUGGACUAUCUGGUUGUUCGGACAUUGAGGAAUUUUCUUGCUUUCUGCUUCCAAUUCAAAAGUAUUGUUUGGGGUGGAAAAAAACAAAGGAAGCCCAUCCAUGCUCUGCUUCCGCUUGUUUCCUUUUGGCAUUAAAGGAUUCCCCUCUUCUGAUCUGAGAUUGUGGUCAUUUAUUGACUUUUGGUGACCGUAAGAUGCCAUUGUCUUGGC